Cinara cedri is the source of this 2463-nucleotide messenger RNA. NCBI's taxonomy places the organism in Eukaryota, Metazoa, Arthropoda, Insecta, Hemiptera, Aphididae. The record is from the annotation of a GenBank genome assembly.
AUGUUAACUUUCAAACAACAUCAAAAUUCAACAAAACACAAAAUAAAACCACGAAAGAACAUUAUCGCUAAAUUAGCUGGGUCUAGCUGGAGCUGUAAUGCAAACACGUUGAGAACUUCAGCACUAUCCUUAGUGUUUAGUGUAGCUGAAUACUGCGCGCCAGUAUGGAUGAGGAGCAUUCACUGCAAAAAAAUUGACGUUUAACUAAAUGUGGUCAUAAGAACAAUUACAGGGACAGUCAAAAGCACUCCAACCAAAUGGCUACCUGUUCUUUCACAUAUUUACCCCCCAGAAGUUAGGAGACAAAGAGCUUCCCAAAGUACCAUCAAUAAAAUUAAAAGGAACAAUGACCUGCCAAUUUAUAACGAUACACCAUCCAACUAAACACCUUAAAUCCAGACACUCCAUAUGGAAAGAAGCCAAGACCGAAUUUGAUCCACAGGUUGAAUGGAAAAGGACAUGGCUAGAGUCUGAUGUAUGAAAUUCAUCUCUGAUCGAAGAUCCAACAGCAAAAAUACCCGGUUUUGAUUUACCAUGUAGCCUGAAGACCACCUUAAAUCACAUCAGAACCAAACAAGGAACAUGAAAUUACCUACUACACAAAUGGGGAAUGGCAGAAUUCUAUUUAUGUGGAUAUGGACAAGUGCAAACUGUCAGGCACAUAGUAAAUGAGUGUCCAAUAACAAAAUACACAGGAGGUUUUAAGGAAAUUCACUCAGCCAGUAAUGAUGCCAUCAAGUGGAUUGAAAAUUUAAAUGUGUGCCUGUUACCCAAUUCAAGCUUAAAUGGAGAGAGAAAGAGAAGAACCAUAAGUUACCAAUUUUGUUACCAAAUUUAUUUAUUUUUAUUUGUUUCAAUAAAUAUUUAUUUAUUAUUUUGUUUAUUUUACUGUAAUCUUUUAUUUUUACUAAUCUCAGUUUUAAUAUUUCACUAGUUUACUAGUCCUAUUCUUUAUUAACUGUUGUUAAAUUAUGUCUUAACUAUUUAUGUCGUAUGCUAAUAUAAUAUUACUAGUAUUUUUAUAAAUAUUUAUAAAAUAAUGGGUAAACACUGCUCAACAAAAGGAUGUGAGACUACAGCAAGACAAGGAACACAAAUUCACUAAUAUUGUUAAAUUUUAGAAAGAAAUCAAACUGAGGAAGUACUUUAGUCAGGUAAGUUUUUGAUUUUCUCAGGGGUUUCUCAAUAAAUGAAAAAAGACUUAAGAAAACAGAAAAAAUUAUACAUUUUAUGAUCUAGAUUACCAAAAAAUGAAGAACUUCGGUCAAAAUGGAUCACAUCAAUUUGUGACAAUGAUGCAACAUUUAAUAUAACCAAGGCUAUAUACGUUUGUGAACUGCAUUUUAGAAAUGAAGAUUUCCAUAUACCUUUUACUAGCAUUAAUAUAACUGUGCAAUUAAAACAAAAUGCAAUACCAUCUACGUUUAAUAAAAAUAGUAGGUUAAAGUAAUUAAUAAAUAAUAAACAAAAACAUUACAAUAUUUAAAAUACAAAGUCUUGAUGGUUUAUUGCAUUACAGAUCCUUUACCAUUAUUAACACCAUAAAAUGAUUCCAAAUUGGUCACGGUUGUUUCACUGAAUAACACAGCUCAACAAUUGGAUCAUGUAAAUUUUGAAGACAAUAGAAAUACACCAACUUAUUCAAAAAGUGUCACAAAUUAUGAUGAUUCAAAUUCUCUUGAAAAAGGUGUUUUAUUGACAGAUAAAGAUACAUUGAUGACUACACCGAGUUCAAUGUGCCCAUUCUUAUAUUACAAAUAUGGUAGGUAGGUAGAAAGGUCAUAGUAUUAGUAAUAACUAUUAUUUAUUACUUACAGAAAUCGAAAAGUCUAUUGGGGAGAUUUUGAAACAACGGAUGAUAUUGACACUCUAAAAGUUAAUUAAAAUACUGGAAUGCAUUACAAAAUCUUAAUAGAACAAAGAAAAAUAAUUAGUUAUUGCGCCUAGUAAAUGAAAAUUUAUUGAAGAAAAUCAAAGCUCUCAAUGAUUUGAUUAAUCAUCUAAAAAAUGAGAAGAAUAUUAUUUCUGACAAUUGUUUUUCGGUUAUUAAUGUUAAUGAAUUUACAUGUUUCAUGUUGUGGAAUUAAGAUUUAGAUUGUUUGGAAAUUAAAUUAUGAAAAUUGGUGUUUACAAUUUUAAAUAUUGACGUUGCAUUUUGACUGUAUCUCCCCCACCUAUAAAAUAUAUUAGGAAAAUUUAUUUGUUGUCGAGAGUGAACUUGUCAUGAAGCAACUUAAUAUGACUUCCAGUCAGAAAAUUACACCUGAAUUGCGUACAUUUGCAGUAACUCUUCAUUUUUAUUCAUCUGCAGCCUAUAAUUAUGAGAGAAAUUUGUUUAAUAAAACUUUGCCACAUUCCAGUACAAUGCGAAAAUGGUAUACUACCGUUGAUGGUACUCCAGGUUUUACUGAGAAAAGUUUGAAAGCUGUUGAACUUAAAGUCAAUGAAAUGAAGAAAAAAUGA